This is a messenger RNA of Ornithorhynchus anatinus (platypus), 819 nucleotides long. RefSeq lists its product as uncharacterized. The transcript is spliced from 4 exons. Lineage: Eukaryota; Metazoa; Chordata; Mammalia; Monotremata; Ornithorhynchidae. The coding region runs from base 70 to 360 and encodes 96 amino acids. The record is from RefSeq and is a predicted model, not a curated record.
AAAGGAGCCCAGCGGAGCCGAGCCCGAGCCGAAAGGAGCCGAGCGAAGCCCAACGGAGCCGAACGAAGGAUGGGGCGGCGUUGGGGUACCAAGCGCAGAGCCAAGAAGCCGCGGCCGCCCCAGCAGUCGCCCCAGCAGUCGCCCCAGCAGUCGCCCCAGCAGUCGCCCCAGCAGUCGCCGGCCCCCAGGACCCAGCUGCAGCAGGAGUUGGAAUCUUUAAGGCAGGUGCACUCAUCCCUUAGAGCUCUCCACCAAAUGGUCAUCUCCUGCCACCAGACUAUCUAUUCAGUCAUUCAAAACAACAUCACUCUAGCAGACUUGAAUAAAGGGUGGCAGAUUUUCUUCACGGGAAAAGAAUGAACCACCAACAACAGCACAGGCCGUCGCCCCUCGUUGAUGACCCGGUUGUGUUUCCAAGCAGUGGGGAAUAGUGCGCGUUAGAACCUGAAAUGGGUCGGCAUAGCCGUGACGGGACCGGAAACUCGGCUGAGGAGUAGCCCACCACGGUUGCCCUGGGAUGUUCCUGGAUUUAAAGAGGAAACCCCGUUUUUCUUUUGGAAUCUGUGCGUGACUAAAGUGCAGACUGCUGGUGGUCAGGGCUGCCGUGCUGCUAAAUCUUCGAAAGACCUUGAUUGGAAGAGCAAGUUUCCGGGUCCUGACGGGCCUGUUGUAAUGUCCCUUCUGUCCCCCGGCUUUUCCAGGCACACAUCGGUGUCCACAGUGCAGUUCUUUCCGCGUCGUCUUCUGUAGCUUUUAUGUUUGGAAAUGGUGGGUUUUGUUUCUUUACAUGCACAGGAAAUGAAAAUGAUUGUAAACCAA